Molecule: messenger RNA, 3783 nt
Organism: Panthera uncia (snow leopard)
Lineage: Eukaryota; Metazoa; Chordata; Mammalia; Carnivora; Felidae
Gene: MYO1A
Product: myosin IA
Exons: 25
Coding region: 50-3499 (1149 amino acids)
Biological process (GO): sensory perception of sound; vesicle transport along actin filament; actin filament organization
Cellular component (GO): cytoplasm; myosin complex; vesicle
Molecular function (GO): actin filament binding; ATP binding; microfilament motor activity
Source: RefSeq, a predicted model, not a curated record
CUUCAGCAAACUGACCUCCUUACUCCCAGGAUCAGCAGAACCUCUGGACAUGACUCUCAUGGAAGACUCUGUGGGGGUGGGGGACCUUGUGCUCCUGGAACCCCUGGAGGAGGAGCCUCUGCUCAAGAACCUCCAGCUGCGCUAUGAAAACAAGGAGAUUUAUGUGAGUGCAUAUGCGUGCCCCCGGCUCUGGGUAUGUGGUCAGAGAGUUCAUAUGCUCCCACUCCCUUCUCCCCUCUCAGCCUCCCCUAACCCCACCGCUGCUCAUUCUCUUUACCUUUUUUGGCUCCAGACCUACAUUGGGAAUGUGUUGAUCUCUGUGAAUCCCUACCAGCAGCUGCCCAUCUAUGGUCCAGAGUUCAUUGCCAAAUACCGGGACUAUACCUUCUAUGAGCUGAAGCCCCAUAUCUAUGCUUUGGCAAAUGUGGCAUACCAGUCACUGAGGGACCGGGACCGAGACCAGUGUAUCCUCAUAACGGGCGAGAGCGGAGCCGGCAAGACUGGUGAGGUGCCUGGCUUGGGGAGGCUGUGCAGUCACUGCUGGAACCACCCCCUCAUCUCUUUCCGAGCCAGACCUGGUCUUGCCCCACCCCAGAAAUUCCUUCCCACUUUUUCUGAUUCUGAGGGGUAUGGUGCUGGAAUGACGGGAGUUAAGGAGAGUGGUGGGGAUCCAUGUGAAGGUUUCUCUUGCACAGAGGCCAGUAAGCUGGUGAUGUCUUAUGUGGCGGCUGUCUGUGGGAAAGGGGAGCAGGUGAACUCUGUGAAGGAGCAACUGCUUCAGUCAAACCCGGUGCUGGAGGCUUUUGGCAAUGCUAAGACCAUUCGCAACAACAACUCCUCUCGAUUUGGAAAAUACAUGGAUAUUGAGUUUGACUUCAAAGGAUCGCCCCUCGGUGGAGUCAUCACAAACUACCUGCUUGAGAAAUCCCGAGUGGUGAAGCAGCUCGAAGGAGAAAGGAACUUCCACAUCUUCUAUCAGCUACUGGCCGGAGCAGAUGCACACCUGCUGGAGGCCCUGAAGCUCGAGCGGGACACAAGUCAUUAUGCCUAUCUGAGCCAGAAAGUGUCUAGAGUUGAUGGCAUGGACGAUGCCUCCAACUUCAAGUCUGUACAGAACGCAAUGACUGUGAUUGGGUUCUCGGAGACAGAGAUUCAACAGGUGCUAGAGGUGACGGCCCUGGUGCUGAAGCUGGGGAACGUGGAGCUAGCAGAUGAGUCCCAGGCCAAUGGGAUAUCAGCAAGUGGCAUCCGUGAUGAGAGAGGAGUCCAGGAGAUUGGGGAAAUGAUAGGUUUGAAUUCAGAGGAACUAGAGAAAGCUUUGUGCUCAAGGACCAUGAAAACAGCCAAAGAGGAGGUGGUCACUACACUGAACUUCACCCAGGCUCAGUAUGCUCGGGAUGCUCUGGCUAAGAACAUCUACAGCCGCCUUUUCAACUGGAUAGUGAAUCGAAUCAAUGAGAGUAUCAAGGUGGGCAGCGGGGAGAAAAAGAAGGUAAUGGGGGUCCUGGAUAUCUACGGCUUUGAAAUUUUAGAGGACAAUAGCUUUGAGCAGUUUGUGAUCAACUACUGCAAUGAGAAGCUGCAGCAGGUGUUUAUCGAGAUGACGCUGAAAGAGGAGCAAGAGGAAUAUAAGAGAGAGGGCAUACCGUGGACAAAGGUGGACUACUUUGAUAAUGGCAUUAUCUGUAACCUCAUUGAGCACAAUCAGCAAGGCAUCCUGGCCAUGCUGGAUGAGGAGUGCCUACGGCCUGGGGUGGUCAGUGACUCUACCUUCCUAGUGAAGCUGAACCAGGUCUUCUCCAAGCAUGGUUACUAUGAGAGCAAAGUCACCCAGAAUGCCCAGCGCCAGUAUGACCACACCAUGGGCCUCAGCUGCUUUCGCAUCUGCCACUAUGCGGGCAAGGUGACUUACAACGUGAACAGCUUCAUUGAUAAGAACAAUGACCUACUCUUCCGGGACUUGUCCCAGGCCAUGUGGAAGGCCCAGCACCCCCUCCUUCAGUCCUUGUUCCCUGAAGGAGUUCCCACACAGACAUCUCUCAAGCGCCCCCCAACUGCUGGAGCCCAAUUCAAGAGUUCUGUGGCCAUACUCAUGAAGAACUUAUAUUCCAAAAACCCCAACUACAUCAGGUGUAUAAAGCCGAAUGAGCAUCAGCAGCGAGGUCAGUUCUCGUCAGAGCUGGUGGCUGUCCAGACUCAGUACCUGGGACUGCUAGAGAACGUGCGGGUGCGUCGGGCGGGCUAUGCCUACCGCCAGAGGUAUGGGCCCUUCCUGGAAAGGUACCGAUUGUUGGGGCGGAGCACGUGGCCUCGCUGGAAUGGGGGAGACAGGGAGGGAGUUGAGAAGGUCCUGGGGGAGCUGAGCUUGUCCUCAGAGGAGCUGGCCUUUGGGAAGACGAAGAUCUUCAUCAGAAGCCCUAAGACUCUGUUCUACCUGGAAGAGAAGCGGCGCCUGAGACUGCAGCAGCUGGCCACGCUCAUUCAGAAGAUCUACCGGGGCUGGCGCUGCCGCACCCACUACCAGCUGAUGCGCAAGAGUCAGAUCCUCAUUUCCUCCUGGUUUCGAGGCAACAUGCAAAGGAAGCGCUAUGCGAAGAUGAAGGCAUCAGUGGUGCUGAUCCAGGCUUUUGUGAGAGGGUGGAAGGCCCGCAAGGAUUAUCGAAAAUACUUCCGGUCGGGGGCUGCCCUCACCUUGGCAGAUUUCAUCUAUAAGAGCAUAACGCAGAAGUUCCUGCUGGGGCUGAGGAACAAUUUGCCGUCUACCAACAUCCUGGACAGAACGUGGCCAGCGGCCCCUUACAGAUGCUUCAACACAGCGAACCAGGAGCUACAGCAGCUCUUCUACCGCUGGAAGUGCAAGAGGUUCCGGGAUCGACUGUCCCCAAAGCAGGUAGAGAUCCUGAAGGAGAAGCUCUGUGCCAGCGAACUGUUCAAGGGCAAGAAGGCUUCCUACCCCCAGAGUGUCCCCAUUCCAUUCUGCGGUGACUACCUUGGGCUGCAAGGGAACCCUAAGCUGCAGAAGCUGAAGGGCGGGGAGGAAGGGCCUGUUCUGAUGGCAGACACUGUGAAGAAGGUCAAUCGUGGCAAUGGCAAGACUUCCUCUCGAAUUCUUCUCUUGACCAAGGGGCAUGUGAUUCUCAUAGACACCAAGAAGUCCCAGGCCAAAACCGUCAUUGGACUAGAUAGUGUGGCCGAGGUGUCAGUCACCAGCUUCAAGGAUGGGCUUUUCAGCUUGCAUCUGAAUGAGAUAUCAUCAGUGGGCUCCAGGGGGGACUUCUUGCUGGUCAGCGAACAUGUGAUUGAACUGCUAACCAAAAUGUACCAGGCUGUGCUGGAUGCCACACAGAGGCAGCUUCUAAUCUCCGUGACUGAGAAGUUCUCAGUGAGGUUCAAGGAGAGUAGUGUGGCUGUCAAGGUCAUCCAGGGCCCUGAGGGUGAUAGGAACGGCAAGCUAAAAUGCAAGAAGAAAGGGAGUCGUUGCCUGGAAGUGACUGUAUAGUGAAGAGGUGGGGGCCUGAUGCAGAGACAGCAGCUUCUCUGGACCCGCGCCAACCCCACCCACCCAUGUUUGCAGGAGGAUCUGAUCGUGGUGUGGGGCUCAGAGAUUGAGGAGCCCUUGAAGAGGACCUUUCUUCUCCCAAACUCUUCUAGGCCCCUCUCCCUUAGAACUUAUCCUCCCACCCUCAGCUGCUUUGCCCACUAAUAAAACAAGUGACUUCCCAAAUAUUUGCUCAGUGUGGGUGAGUCCCUGAUCACCCACCUUCACAGUGCUUGUACUUCGAC